Molecule: messenger RNA, 708 nt
Organism: Alternaria conjuncta
Lineage: Eukaryota; Fungi; Ascomycota; Dothideomycetes; Pleosporales; Pleosporaceae
Exons: 2
Coding region: 1-708 (235 amino acids)
Source: RefSeq, a predicted model, not a curated record
AUGUCUUCUACCGAGCCUGACAACACCAACACCGACGGCGAACAAGACGCAGAUACCACAAACUUCCCCGUCUUCGGUCCACCUUCCGCCGACGAUUUGAAGGACCAGCUCGAUGCCCAAAUUUCUGGAAAAAGGCAACAAAACCUCGUCUUCGUGGCCGAACUCGCCAAAAUCGAACAAGAUCACCAAGCUGCCCUCGCAAACAACGCCGGUCCCUCUACUCUCCGUCAACACGAGGAAGCCAAGCAAGCGCACAAGGCCCUUCACUCACAAUUCCUCCGAGAGUCCAUUGAGCUUUUACAACAACGUCUCGACAUGGAGAAAGAAGAAUUGGCUCACUCCAAAGAAGAGAACCAGAUGAAGGAAGAGAGGGCGAGAGUUGAGAAGCAUAAGAAGUGGUGGCGGAGUUUGACAGUUGAAGAAAAGAAGAGGAUAAUUGAAGGGUACAAGAGGGAGAGCAGCGUUCUGGAGAAGGAAAAAGCUAUUCUGACUGCUCGAUUGAAAAGAAUCGCCGUUCUGAGGAGGAAAAAGGCCGUUCGGGUGGUUGCGCAAGAAGCUUUGGAGAUCGAGAACGAGGUCGUGGAAGCUAGAAACAAGAUUGAGGACGCCCAUAUCGCACGAUGGGACGGCAUAUUCGACUGGCACGAUGAAGCUCUCUUGAGGUACCGGGUUUACAAGAUGCUUGAGGAGCUUGGGAUGCGUUACUGA